Messenger RNA from Solanum tuberosum (potato), 499 nucleotides. Its product is annotated as dihydrolipoyl dehydrogenase 2, chloroplastic-like. Gene Ontology annotation, molecular function: flavin adenine dinucleotide binding; dihydrolipoyl dehydrogenase (NADH) activity. The record is from RefSeq and is a predicted model, not a curated record. Gene Ontology annotation, biological process: 2-oxoglutarate metabolic process; pyruvate metabolic process. The coding region runs from base 11 to 499 and encodes 162 amino acids. Gene Ontology annotation, cellular component: mitochondrion; oxoglutarate dehydrogenase complex. The transcript has 6 exons. NCBI's taxonomy places the organism in Eukaryota, Viridiplantae, Streptophyta, Magnoliopsida, Solanales, Solanaceae.
UGAUGAGCGUAUGCGAGUUGUUGAUGCUAAUGGAAAAUUGGUACCUCACCUUUAUUGCAUUGGUGAUGCAAAUGGUAAAAUGAUCCUUGCUCAUGCAGCCAGUGCUCAAGGAAUAUCUGUUGUCGAACAAGUUUCGGAAAGAGACCACGUGCUUAACCAUUUGAGCAUUCCAGCUGCUUGUUUUACUCAUCCUGAAAUCAGCAUGGUUGGGUUGACAGAGCCGCAAGCUCGAGAGAAAGCUGAAAAAGAGGGGCUUGAGAUAAGCAUUGCAAAAACAAAGGCACUGGCAGAAAAUAAGGGGAAGGACUUGCAAAGACCAGACAAUGGGGAAAUUCUUGGAGUUCAUAUCUUUGGUAUGCAUGCUGCUGACCUCAUUCAUGAAGCGUCCAACGCCAUAGCAUUGGGAACGUCCAUUCAGGAUAUAAAGUUUGCAGUGCACGCACAUCCAACAUUGUCUGAAGUCCUUGAUGAACUGUUCAAAUCACGAGCAUAUUUAUAG